AAUCCGGUUAUGCUCUCAGGACUUCGGGGGAUGCUAGGAUAGAGGAUUGUUAAGCUUUCUAAAAAGGUCGUAUUUUUGAAUUCUCUGCCCGGCUUGUGAUACUAUGCCGGAGUGACUCUCCGCGCGCUUUAUUCGACGUUCUGCCCGCUCUCCUGAAUCCGUUUCUCUAGAUACGCCACGUUUCAAGUUUCUCUCGAAGAAUGCCCGAGUCGCAUGCUGUCAUGCGUGGCCGAAUAAUAGUCUAAGCUUCCGUCUAUUGUGUUGCAUCGAAUUCAUCAUAGCGAUUGAACUGUUUGUUGGCCGCAGUCGACUGCGCACGUCGUCUGGCGACCUGAUCGCGAACCAUUGACACAUUUAAGCUUUCCGCGUCACCGCCGGAUGGGCUUGAAACUCGACAGUUUCCGUCAUAGGAGCUUUUAUUUUUGCGUUUCAGCCACUUCAGUUGAAUCAAUUGCAUUGAGGUGGUAUUCCAGAUACCUCUCGGCCUUCGCACGCUUCACGAAGAGACAUGAUUUCGAUAGCCACCUUUAUAUCUCUCGCCCUUCUACCAGUUCUAUUCUUCGCGUUUUGGACCAUAUCGGCCACCGGACCUUCGUCGCCUUUGGCGAAUAGUUUCCCCUCGUUGCAGGAUAAGCGGAUAUGCCUCCUAAUCGCCCAUCCUGACGAUGAGGCAAUGUUCUUUGCGCCGACACUUUUGGCUCUCACCAGGCCUGAGUUAGGAAACCAUGUUAAAAUACUCUGUUUGAGCUCCGGUGAUGCGGAGGGACUUGGUCAUAUUCGCAAAAAGGAGCUCCAAAAAAGCGCGGUGCACCUCGGUUUGCGGGGACCAUCUGACGUAUUCGUCCUUGACGAUCCAUCCCAAUUCCCAGAUAGCAUGACCACCGAAUGGUCUGCAACCGCUGUCGGAUCACUUUUAGCCACCGCCUUUGCACCCGGUGCUGUUGCCAACGGAACCCAUGACGAUUCCACGUCUUCAAAACCCGCUUCGACACAACGCCGCAGAGCGUCCAUUCGGACCAACGGCUCUACCAACGGCCACACCUCCCCACCCUCCGCGAGCAUCGACGUCCUCCUUACAUUCGAUAAGUCCGGCGUGAGCCACCAUCCAAACCAUCGCUCCCUGUACCACGGCGCCAGGGCAUUCCUACAGAUACUUAUGAAAGGCAACGAGAGCCACCCUUGUCCCGUCGAUCUGUACACCCUCACUACCACUAAUGUCGUCCGAAAAUAUCUUGGCGUCUUCGACGCACCUAUCAGUAUGUUACUAGGCGCAAUUAGAAAUAUAAUAGCGGGCAUUGGCGAGAGUGACACGGAAAUCAAGGGAAAUGAUCCAUCACCAAAUACAUUACUCUUUGUGAGUAAUGUCGACCAGUGUUUUUCAGGAUGGAAGGCGAUGGUACAGGCGCAUAAGAGCCAAAUGGUCUGGUUUCGAUGGGGAUGGAUCACGAUUGGCCGAUAUAUGGUCGUUAAUGAUUUGAAGAGAGAGAAAAUAUAACCAAUCCUUGUUCUGCUUCUUUAGUCCUCACCCUGUUUCUAAGAACAUAUUAAUAUCUAAUGCAGAAGAAAGCAUGUCCACAGUCAGAGAAAAGAAGUAUGCGCUUGUUCCGGCGGAUGUCUCUGCCAUUGCCGCACUAGAGAGAGCAACAUAGUGUACUUCGAAUUCUCGCCAUGUUUUUAUGUUAAUAAUUUACGUACUUUCCGGCGAGCGAGUUUUUUAGUACCACCAUAUAUGUGUAUAUAGCUGUUAUUCUCUCCGAACUUAUGGCAUUAAAACGGCCAUGGGUGACCAUUUCUCGUCCCAAUUUUGGCCGUAUGA
Coccidioides immitis RS is the source of this 1816-nucleotide messenger RNA. Its product is annotated as N-acetylglucosaminyl-phosphatidylinositol deacetylase. Gene Ontology annotation, cellular component: endoplasmic reticulum. Bases 509 to 1495 code for a protein of 328 amino acids. The transcript has 2 exons. Lineage: Eukaryota; Fungi; Ascomycota; Eurotiomycetes; Onygenales; Onygenaceae. The record is from RefSeq and is a predicted model, not a curated record. Gene Ontology annotation, biological process: GPI anchor biosynthetic process. Gene Ontology annotation, molecular function: N-acetylglucosaminylphosphatidylinositol deacetylase activity.